AUGUUUUACCUUGAAAAGUUGAACUCUUUUAUAGAAAACAAAUAUGCAAUGUCCAAUUGGAAUAAAAAAAAAUAUAUUUGGAGAUAUAGUCUAUUUUUUAAUAUUUUUUAUGUAUUACUAAUAUUUUGUAUAAUAUAUACAUUAGUAAUUAAAAUUUUAGUAUCUCAAGAAAAAUAUUCUAAUCACUCAUGUAAUAUUGCAAAUAUUGCAUCAAUACAAAACAUGUAUGUGAUUGUAUUAGUAUUUAUAUCUUUAAUGGGAUCUUUAAAUUUUAUUUUUUCACGUUUAACAUAUAUAUAUUCGAAAUUUACAAAUAGUGAAUUCUUUAAUUUAGGAAUUUAUUAUUCAAUCAUAGGUUUUUUAAUUAAAUAUAUUUCUUGGAUUUUAUCAUUAAUAUAUAUUUCAUGGGUUGCAUUUUUAUUAAUAACCAUACUUACUAUUAUUUUUUAUCCUAAUAAAUGGUGUGGUCGAAAAUAUAACACUUAUGGGAUGGAUGCUAUGAGCAAUUGCCUUUUAGUAAAGAAUGAUGUGGCAGGUUGUGAAAUAUCUAGCGAAAUACUAAACAUUAAAUCAAAAGAAUUAUGCAAUGAUUUAGAUUAUUUAAAAGUGCAUAAAUUUUUGUACCUAGUUCGUUCAUCACCUAAUGCCACAUGCACAUUAAGAGACAAACAAUUAUGUAACACUUUUGUUGAUUUUUUAAGAAAUAAACCAAUCGAUGUGGAUGCUUUCCCAAAUUGUUCAAAAUAUUCCGGAGAUGCUCCAGAUGAUUAUUUUUUAGAAAAUACUAAUAAUAAAAGUGAUAUUUAUUUGCUUUCAUUAUCUCUUACAUUUUUUUGUUUUUUCACAACUAUUAUAUUAUUUACUCUUUUUAUUCUUAUAAGAGUAAAUACACCAAUUGAUUCUUCAUUUAAAAUCAAUAGUGAAAGACUAAGUUUUUUUUUUCGAUUUACUCGUAUUUUUGAUGUGUGGAAAUAA
Molecule: messenger RNA, 975 nt
Organism: Plasmodium vinckei vinckei
Lineage: Eukaryota; Apicomplexa; Aconoidasida; Haemosporida; Plasmodiidae
Product: conserved Plasmodium membrane protein, unknown function
Exons: 2
Coding region: 1-975 (324 amino acids)
Source: RefSeq, a predicted model, not a curated record